AUUCUCAAACAAUUUGAAAGGCACCCUCUUGGGAUUUGGCUGAAUUGUGCCAGGAAUUCUAGCUAGACAUGAGCUUGUGGAGUUGUCCUAACUUGUGUUUUAAAUGCUACUAUUAGAACCGUGUAAUUGGCCCAUGAAAGGAAGCGGGUCCUGAAAGCCAUGCUUUUUACGACGGUUAAGAAAACAGGCAGGUAAAGAGAUGGGCUUAAACCGAGCGCCUUUAACAAGUUCCAUAAACAUUUUUUUUUUUAAAAAAGCUUUUGUUCCCCUCCAAACUUCGCCCAGGUCCCGGCCGGUAGGGCAGUGGAAGCAAACGGUGGUUGGUCCGCCGGGCUGUCCUUCUGGCUUCCCUGUUCCAUUGUAGCUCUGCCCAUACCUGCUGGCGGAGAGCAGCAUUCGGGGCGGAGCUUAGUCCGGGACGGAAGGCGGGGCCUCACCGACCAGACGAAGAGAAGAACUCUUGUUCCCCGGACCGGUUGUGGCGAGGCGAGGAGAGGCUGCAGGUUGCGGGGCAGGGAAGGAAAAGCCGAUCGCUCCGCCGCCCAGCCGCUACUCCGCCUUGAAGGAGGCGCGCAACGAACUUGCAACUGGCGGGGGCUCCCUCGGCGGAGAAGCAGCAGGAAAGAAACGCGAAGUAUCUCUCGCCUAGUAGAGCGGAGCCUGUGACCUUGCGCAGUGGAGGAGAGUGGCCGUUCCGAGAGAGCGAGGAGGAGGAGGAGGAGGAGGAAAGAAGCCGCGCGAGGAAGAGAAUCUGCUUUGCUGAAGGAUUCGUCCAGGAACAAAUCACAGAAAUGAUCCAGAAAGUUUAAUCCUCUCUACCUUUUUGUGAUGGAGUUGAAAGUCUGGGUAGAUGGAGUCCAGCGGAUUGUAUGUGGUGUUUCAGAUCAGACAACGUGUCAGGAAGUUGUCAUAGCACUGGCACGGGCCAUUGGUCAAACAGGCCGCUAUGUUCUCAUCCAAAGACUACGUGAGAAGGAGAGACAGCUUCUCCCACAUGAAUGUCCUGUAGAGUCUCUAUCAAAAUGUGGCCAGUAUGCUCAGGAUGUGCAAUUUAUAUUGCAACGUACUGGCCCCAGCCUCAUAGAGAGGCCUUCUUCAGACAAUGCUGCCCAGAUACCUGAGAGGACGUUUGUCAGAGCUAGCUUGCCUAUUAAACCUAGACCACUCAGUACAGAAGUACCUAGAACCAGGCAACCCAAAAAAUCUUUAACCUUCAACUUGGGUCCUAUGAAUUCAAGUGAUGCCUGUGCCAAAAACAAGCUGAGACAGCCCAGAAAGGACCCGAUGUGUGUUAGAGAUGGAGCCAGAGGGGGGAUACUUUCUAAAGAGGAGCUAUUCAAGACUGUCCUACACCAACAGGAGCAUCUCUGCACCCUGGAGAUGCAAGGUGAUGCCUUGGAAAUGGACAUCAGGCAUUGGGAAUGCAGUCAAGGUUCUUAUCGGGAGGAUGAGAUUUUGCAUCUGGAACAGCUGAUCCACCAAAAUGAGAGCCAGCUGAGUGAGGAAGAAUUUUGGCAGAAUGAGCUACAAUCAGAAAAGGAGCAUGAAAGGGAGCGGCGGGAGAAAGUGCACAGCCUGAGAGCCACAAUGGAGGAGUACACCAAAAAAAUCCAUGAGCUUAUGGUAAAAACAGAGACCUUGGAAAGAGAAAUCCAGUGGGAAAUGGCUGAGAGAGCCAAGAAGACCAAGGAAACAUCUACCCAGAAUCCUACUGAGCUAGAGGGGAUAGCAGCUAAAAUAAAGAGAGAUCUGGAAGCCAAGGCCAAGCAAACUGCCCAGCUUGAAAGCAGCCUGGAUACAGUGGGGAAGGCCUUGGAGGAAGCAGAGUACAAUCUGCAGGCCCAGAACCAAGAGCUGGAGGAAUUGAAUAAGGAACUCAGGCAAUGUAAUUUACAACAAUUCAUCCAGCAGACAGGAGCCAUGGUGACUACUCCACAGGCCAGAUCAGAGGCAGAAUCGCAGCUGGAUCAAAUUAGCCAAGAGUUGGCAACUCACCAGAGAAAUGGAGAUUGGUUGGAACUCGACCGAAACUCACCUCCCAGACCUACAGCCAAGCAUUUCCUCGGCAAUCCACGGAACCUCCAGAAUCCCCUGGUGUCCAGCUUGAACCCCGAGGUUGUAUCAGCAAAGCAGAGCAUCUGGAGGUAAAAAGGCCAGCCGAGGAGGACUGAUAGUUUUGCAAAUAUAACAGAUAUACAGAUAAAACUCUUACACAUGUAUAUUUCCCUUCUUAGAUGGAUAUAGAUGGUUGUGCAGAAUAUUUUUACAGGCUUUUUUUUUUUAAGUAAAAAAGAUCUUUGGAGGAAGCAGACUGCUUGUAUUUUUUUUUUAAUGUGCCUGUUAUAAUUUCAAAUGAAAAAACUGGAACAGUUUUGUUGAAAAUGUAUAUAAGACUCCAUUCUAUAGACAAUGCUUUGGACUGAAUAGCAUUUGCUUCGGAGAACUGAAGAAUCAGCUGUGUUGGAGAACUGUUCAAGGCAGAAAACAGCAAAUCUCUAGAUCCAUUCAGCUACCCAACAAAGGAGGUGUGCAUUACCAAACGGAUUUCUUUACUGAACUCUAUCAAUGCACUGGAGCAUUUCUUAUGGAUGAUUAUUUUUUUUUUGUUGGAUAAUGAUUAUAUUUCGUAAAGUAAACAGGUUUUUUUUAUUUUAUUUUAAAUUUGAUGAGAGAGAAAUUAUUCCACUCCUGAUAAGAAUAUAAAAACAUGAAAUACUGCUCUGGGACAGAAGUUUUUGUGACCAUCCACAGAUGCCUUUUACGGUGUGGUUGAUCCUGAGUCACACUUUUAUAUAUUUAAAAAAACCCUUCAGAUCUGGUAAAAGAUAGGAUCAAGGUGCUUAGUCCUGUCUUGCCAUUUGUGUCUCAUGCCAAGUAUUUUGUCAUCCAGUGUUGUAUGAUGUAAUUUUGCAUAUAAAUUGCUUCAGCAUAAAAAUGUGUAUUCUCUUCUCACAUAAUAAUUCUGGAAUCUAGACUAUUCUAAAACCCAAGAUAUAAAAAUAAAAUUUUCCAAGUGAACGAAUUCUUGGUACUUGCAUACAGUGGGAAAUAAAUGUGUUCCAACGGAAGCCAGUCACAAGAAGAACUGUCUUCAAAUUAAGAGCAACUGACACUUGGAUUUGUCUGUGGGUCUUUCUUCUUUUCAGAGCAGCUUCUGCUGGGUUGGUUAAUUGUUCUGAGUUGCACAAGAGAAUGGCCGAUGCAGAGAUGGUGCAACAGAACCGCAGUACAUUAUGGUCUCCACAGAGGAUGAGCAAUUCGGAACUUUUCAGGUGUUUUGGACUAUAAGUCUCCUCAACUGCUACCAUGACAAAAAAUAGGAGAUGGAUGGGAAUUGCAGUCCAUCCUGAAAUGUGAAGCUUGUCUAUCCCCAAUCAGUCUUUUGGCAAAAGCCUGAAUAGCAUUUGAAAGGUAUUUCUUGUUAAUAAGAUACUUACUUUGAUUUAAGGAUAGAGAACCAAUAUUGCUACCUCUGUUCCUCUGACUAGCUGCAGCUAAUUUGGCUCCAUUUAAUUCACUAUGUAUUUAAUUCACUAUGUAUUGGAACCUGAUUUGAGGAUUUCAAAGGACACGAGGCAGGAGAAGUCUGAAAGAAGCAACAAAAAGCAAGGAAAACAUACCCUUCUCUUUCAUUCCCAGGAGCAACUUAGCUUUAUAAUACAAUUUGUGUUGCCGUUGGACAUAGUGUAAGGAAAGGAAAGAGGCCAUGUGCAUGCCCGAACAAAUCUGAGAUGGCCACUGCCCAAAAUUACAUAUGUUGUCCUCUGAUUAUUACUUUCUGGCUGCUUUCAAUAGCUUCUUCCUUUGUUGGUUGUAUUUGGCCACUCUCAGAAUAGACACAGAAGCUAUAUGAAUACUGAUGUGGAUAUGUUGAACUUUGAUUAAUCUGUGGAACAGCUAAAGUGAUCUUUAGUGGAACACUAAACGAGCCAGAUUAUUCUCCAGAUAUACCAUCUGUGCCAGUACAACCAUUUUUGAGGUAGUUACCCAAGGGGGGGAAAAUCCUUAAUAUUUUUUAAAAGUGCUCUUCCCAGGUAGGCUAACAAUCAGUUUUGGACAGAGAAUCAAACCAUUCUUUGUUUCCAAACUUGUGUGCCAUUUUUGUACAAUUCAGAACUUAUUAUUUAAUACUUUCUAUAAACUGACACUCAUUCAGUAAAAAUGAGCCGAUUUUUUUUUAAGUUAAAGAACUUUCGACAAGGUUUUUUUUAAAGAAAAAAACCUAGAUUUUCUUUUUCCUUUAAGUGCUUACAUUUUUAAAGGCAAGUGGUGUUUGUGUUACCACUUUUAAAUGACGUCUGGAACACGAUUAGAAUGGGAAAAAAUGACAUUAUUGCACUUAACUCAGUAAUUAACAUUUUGCUACCAUCUUAACUUGCAAAAUCAGUUUACUUCUAAAUACUAAACAGCAUUAUGACAGUAGCGCAAGGGAGUUGCAUUAAUGUAACCAACUAAAAACCCUGACAUUUUACUGAGCUGUGUUCUGUGUAACCUAAUUGUGUCUCACUGAUAGUAGACAAAGUUAACGCCAUGUUUUGAAAUGGGCAGCACAGACUCUUAAUAACUGCAGAUUACUGAACUAAGAAAGUAAUUCCUGGUAGCAUUUCUUGCCGAUCUCUCCACUUGGCCAGUACAUUUGGGAGGGUUUGUAUGUAUUUGUUGCUCACGGCUGAUGUAUGACCAAGAAAAGCAAAUGUAUGCAUGAAAGCCUGGGGGACUGUCUGGGGAAACACAAAUAGCCUUGGAAUCCCUGAAUUUAUUUUUCAAUGUUUGAUGUAUAUCAUGUAUAUGAAAUACGAUUUACCUGCUUAAAAAGUGGGGGGAGAGCGUUCCAUGUAAGAAUGUAUAUAUCUCAUGAACUAAUGAUAUUUUCUGGAUUGAGAUUGUAAUAAAAUAUUGGAAAGUGUU
Pantherophis guttatus is the source of this 4908-nucleotide messenger RNA. The record is from RefSeq and is a predicted model, not a curated record. Lineage: Eukaryota; Metazoa; Chordata; Lepidosauria; Squamata; Colubridae.